GUCCAAGCCAACACCGAAGACGGGACCCAGUACCGUGUCGACUAGUUCCCGAGAAAAACCGGAAAAGUCCACCCCGGCGAGGUGAUCCACAUGAACAACCCGGGAGCUGAAAAAUGGCGACCGAUGGCCAUAUCGAAUCCGUCCACCAAGUUACGAAUGGCGAGAUCCAUGCCCCAUUGGGUCAUGGCGCAACAGCAGCAGCGGGAAGCAGAGCAACAACAACGCCGACCCCCGACGCCGCCGAAGAUCCCGCCACCGUCGCUCUCUGGGGACUGUGGUGACCCCGAUUACGAGAUCAUCGAGUUUCCGACCCGACCGCAAGCCCAGAAAUCCUCAGCGUCCCAAUCGAACGCUGGUAAGUGCGCUCUAUGCGGCACCCAGAACGUGUUUGCUCGUUGCGACACGUGCAACGAGAACUACUGCGAGGCCUGCGAUGACAUGAAUCACAAGCACCCAAAGCGGAAGAACCACGUCCGCAGACGGAUCCUGACUGACAACGCGAGUAGAAGCAGACCGCCGCUUCCGCCGAAGGGAGAGAACCUGUUGAACCCUCCGCCAGUGCCACCACCGCGAAGGAAUCGCAAGACCACUCAGGCUAAAUCGGCGCUAGCCAAAGGAUCUGCACAAUUCCCUUCGCUCAACAAGGUCGGAAGUUUGAAACGCAAUUUUUCCGAUGUAAAAUCACCACCGGAUUCGAGCACAAGAACGUCAAAAUCUACGAAUAUCUUAAAUACGCCAUCCAACGAUACUCCAGGAACAGACAAAAUGACAACUCUACAGGAGAGAUAUAGAAAAUACCAGGAGGUAAUGAGGGCUCAAGACGCAAGCAGACGACGACACCCGUCCUCUGAUACAAGGGAUACUUUGAGCGGAAGACCACUCAGCGUAGGCAGUCCGAAACUGGCACCACCACUUCCACCUCCGCCAUUACCUAGAACCAUGAUACAAUCGGCUAGCGUUUGCGACUUGACUUCGGCUCACAUGUGGAGUCCAGGAAUGCAUCAGGCACAAUCGAUGGCACAUCUCGGACCCGGCGGCGUGCCGAUAGUGUGGUAUCCACCUACUACUAAUUCCUGGGACGUAUCGAUGGGAGGCUCCACCGUGAGCCUGCAUCAUCCAAGCAUGUGGGGAUAUCCCAUGGGCUAUCCGUCAACGCAAAUGCUACCUCCGCAUUAUCCUGGAUCUCUUUCCAGAGGGCAGAGUCCGGCCAGAAGUGUCAAGUCUAGCAGAAGAUCGAGACCGCCAUCUCCGUCCCCCAGCCUGAAAUCGAGAAAAUCUUACGCCUCGAGAUCACGAUCGAGAAGGUCGCCCGGAUCACCAUCAGACGCGAGUUCCGAGAAUUCCGACGAGUCCGAUGUAGAUGAUAGAUUUUCCCGAGGAUCGAGAAGCAGACGCGGCAGCGUUUCCAGAAGUAUACGACGCUAUCACGACGAUGAUACCAGAAGUCUCGUAUCCAGAGGUCGACGAGAGAGAUUAAUGUCCGAGGAGAGAGUAAUGAAUACCGAGGACCAGUGGUCCGAGAGUCCAUCCAGUAAACGAUACUCGACGUCCCCGAGAAGCUACGACGAAUUUCAGAAGAGUAAUACUAUCUCUUCUGGGCGGCGUUGCAGCCAGGAGGAUCGCUCAGUUUCCAAGAUUGAUCCUCGGCUGGAUCCUCGCGUUCAAAACGAUGCUUAUCGCGACCGCCGAAGGCGAAGUACCGACGACGAGUCUUCCGAUCGAAAAGUUAACGCGCCGAGCCGAACACGAAUUACAAGCUCGUCUGAGGAUCAUUUCGAGAGGGUGGAAAACGCCUUGAAGAGAGCGUCGUCCCUUCGAAGGGACAUAAUGCUGGACGAUCUGGAACGAUCCUCUACACGUCGUGAUUCUCGUAGAUCGUCCUUCGAGAGCGACGGUCAGGUGAGGAAGACGCCUUCCCGCGAUAUAAUCUCCCCGAAAAGAACAUCCGGAGAAAGAACGCGCCUUCUGGAGAGACAAUCUUCUCAGGGAGGACAUUCAGAUCGCGUAAAUAUGGACGAGGUCGAGUCACGCUCGGCAAGGAGAGAACAGCAAAUACGCGACGUCUCGCGGGAGCGCGAGCUCCUCGCGAAGAGAGAGUCGUUCCAGCGAAAGGACACUCUUAACGAUCCAGAUCGGAUUUCUAAUAAACGAAGUUCCGGCAGAUCCUCGUUUGAAUCCGACAAUCAAAAUCUUAGAAAAACACCUUCUAAAGAAAUAAUAUCGAUAAAAAAACAGGGAGACAAGGAAAAUAGGGAGCUACCAGAAAUGAUGGAUAAACUUCAAAUUACGGAUCGUCAACGAACGAUCGAAAAGGAUCGACAAUUGAGAGAUCCGACACGAGCUGCUGAAACUCAACAGAGGAGACAACACAGCGCUGAGAUGAAACAGCAACAGGUACAAGCUCAGUCUCACGAAGAGCCAAAGGUAGCGAGGUCCAAAGACGCUGGCGAAGGUACAAGUGUGUUAUCCAAGAAAAUCGCGUCCGAUGGCGUGAUGGAAAUUCCGAAAGAGGAAUGGGCCUGCGAGCAUUGCACCUUCAUCAACAAGAUUAACGAUCGCGUCUGUGUGGUUUGCUGCAAGACGAGGAGCAGUGCUCUACCACCGAGUACUUUGAACGGCGACUCCGUGGCCGGCCCAAUCGAACCACAAGCAUCGAAAAGUGAGGCAUCAAACAACGUUGAUAAUCCUAGUCCCGAAAAACGGAUCAAUCUGUUAAAGAUCUCCAAUAGCGAAGAGAGCGGCGACAGCGGAUCCGUCAGGAAUAAAGAAACAAUCGUUCCAGACAAUGAUCCUUAUAUAGAGAAUCCUAAAACUACGAUCACAACUGUAGCCUCACAAAUAAAAGAAGCGUCAUCACAAUCACCAGACGUGAUAUUACCAGUCGAUGAAAACUUAUCGUUAGAAGUAUCCUCUUCAACGUUAACGUCUUCUUCAACUGCGAAUGUUUCCAAGGCAGAUACGAAUGAGGCGUUACGUGAGGAAAAGAUUCGAGGAAAAACUAUCGAAGAGCUAUCGAAGAGCCAUUCGAUAUCUACGGGAACAUCUCCUCCGCCGCAGAGUAUCUCGACUCAAACUUAUGACUAUCUCCCUGCAAAAGGGACUCUAGGAAGAUCCGCGUCGGCGGCAACGUCGAAAAGUUACUUAUAUUACGACGAUAGCGACACUGAGGAGCAGACCGGAUUUGUAAAUAGCCCUGAUUUAUAUCCACGAGUGUUCCAGGAACAGUAUCUUCAGCAACUGAUAACCGGACAGCGAAGCAGAGAGCGGACCAGAAGAAACUCCAUCGAUUCGUCCCAUCUCUAUUAUCGUUCCAGGGAACCCAGCCAACCGAGAUAUAUGGAGGCAGGUCCCAGUACCAGCCAAGGAGUCUCCACGUUGACGCGCCAAGGAUUGGAGAUAGUGGAACUUCUACGGGAAGCUGAAAAGCAGGGAUUCACGACCGAUGACGUUCAAGUCGCGUUGGCGCAGGGCGCGUCGAAUCCAAUCGAGUGGCUUCAGACGCAGUGGCCGCAUCUGGUGGAGACUGUGCAGGUUUUGGUGACAGCGCAGGGCAAAGAGUUAAAGGAGAAUAGUAUCGGCACGCUUUCGCCGGCCGAGGCAAAGGAGGCCCUUCGAGCUGUCAAGGGUGACAUGUGGAGCGCGAUCGCAACCGCCAUCCAACGCAGGCAGCAGAAAACCGAACAGAUCAUGGCAAAGGGAAAUUUUGCGCUGGCAGAUGUUGUCAGAGCUCUCGAUAAUAACGCUGGUGUCGAGGACGCCACUCUACUCGAAUUGCAGAAGAAUCAGCUCAAGCCUUUUUUAAUGAGGAUCUGGGGUCCUCCGGUUGGGGUGGAAAACGAGGAGGCUGCACCGCAUGAAGACGCAGCGGGUGCGGUCGGUGGUGGGACGGGGGUUCGCAUGGAACAAAUUCCGAAUGUGUCCGAUACGGAGGCGCGGAAGCAGGUAAUGUCACCAAUUGUUGAUCAUUUCGUGGCGUUGCAGGCCGACUUUCAAAAGCAACUGGCGGCCCUCAGAGAACUGACCGAUAACUGGCGACACGAGAAAGAUCCCCCGAACAAAUUGGGUAAUAAUAAGUCUGAUAAUCUGUACGAUCGCUCUGAUGAUAUGAAUAGCACUGUUCUAAUCGAUGCAAAUCUGGUCCCAAGGGCCGUACAACAUGCGCCCGUAGCGGAGCCGGGCGAUCUUGCGAUCACGCGGCACGAACGGACGAUCGUAGAUUCGCGAGACGACUCAAAGUACUCGUUGAAUGCUACGAAACCGUCGGAAGGCCUGGCCGAAGUAGGUGCCGCGUUGUCCACAGAAAUUCCCGCAAUUCCCGUAGUCGAUGAUCUUGCAGAGGCAAGUGCGACGGACUCUUCACGCGUGCCCGAACAUUCUUCAAAAAGUGACGAUGCCGAACGUUCGAUCGGAGAAACGUCGUCGACGAUCGACGCGGGCAAAACUGUGCGAAUAACCGAAUCCGAUCUGCCGAAACCCGCUGGUCAGAAGAGCGAAGAGAGUUGCGACGUUGAGGUGAAACGAAGCGCGCAGUUGCACGAAGAGACGAAAGAAACGCGUGCCUCAACGACAUCGAUCGACAAAACUGCAGCAGCGACAAAAGUUACGGAUGCACCUUCACCGAGGGGAGGACAGGAAAGAUUAUCGUCAAAUAACGCCGGGGGUGAAGAAGUAUCCUCGUCGCCCGGAACUUCUGCGCUUGACACAACGAAUAAUAGGGAAUCGGGUCAGUCCUCUUCUACGCGCCAGGAAACUUCGAGUGGUCCAGAAUUACCUCCUGAUAUAGCGGGACGGAGCAUCACGACGGAGAAUAGCGAGUCACUCGUCGAAGUUCUCGGGAAGUCUGCGGAAUUGAGCGGAGCACUUCCAAUCUCUUUUCAGACUUCAAGUGUUCCCCAACGAGCUGAGGAUAUAUCACGGAGGAGGACGUCAUCGCGGGACGAAUCCACAAUCGCGUCAAAUGCAACGGAGAUGGUACACGUGGAUGCAUCCGAGAGUGAUUCCGCGCAGGGACAAUCUGAUCAGCAUGUUCCCGUAAGGGAAAUUCCCAAGCAGAAGGGUGAGGCGCACACCGUGGCGGUGGAAGCUCUGCUGUCCGCCGUGAAAUCGCUGCCGGAGCAGUUUCUGACGCCGUUCAUAACAGCGAUGCAAACGCUGUCGUCCGGCAAGGGAGAGGCCGCCAAUCUAACUUCCAACGUGCAACUUAUGAACCAAUUGAAUACUUUAAACAGUCUGAAGGCCGAAAGUCCAAAAAUCGACGUGCCUGAGGCCGAAAUUAUCGAUAGGACGAAUGACGACACUCUUCGGAAAUCGACAACAAAUAUUGCACCAAGGGAUAACGCUGAUGAAAAGAAGCCCGAACAAAUCUCCGUAAACGUGAAGCCUGAAAAUGAGACUAAAUCGCAACCGCUUCGGGAGAAGGACGGCUCGGGAGAAGAUAAACAUCCGGAGAAAGGUCCUGAAAAAUUAAAGACCAGGAAAAUUAUCGAUAAGGAUAUCGCUAGACCUAAGUUCUCGGAUUCUCGGAUGGCAAAGCCCCGGUCGAGCGUUCCAGACAUUAAACAGCAACAUCAGGAUGUCAGAUCGGUACGUACAGACACGGACGAGUCUAACAUUUCGCAAACUAACAUCGCAACGAAUCUGACAUCUGAAACGGUCUCCGAUUCGGUGAACCCAAUGGACAAAGACAUUCCCAAAGAAACGCCGACUAUGAGUGAUGCGGCCACGUCGAGUGUAGGAAUAGUCGAAGCGCCGCGGACGGACGUCGCGAGGAAAAUAUAUUCACGUAAGAAUUCUUUAGAGAUAGUCGACGAGCCUGCGAGAAAUAACAAUCAAGAAAAAUCUGUCGGAGGCGAAACCGUAUCGAAGGAAAGUUCAGCCGAGGAAAUGCAUUCAGGUGAAUCAUCGAGUUCUCAUGUGCAAUCGUUAACAGCAUCUUCAACGCAUGAUCAAUCAAUCGUCCAGAAAUAUCUCGAGCUUACGAUCGCAUCCGGCGAUGCAUCGGCUGACGCGUCAUUAUUAUCAAAGGAAGCGAAGAACUCUUCCGUUACGCUUCAUGAAAAGCUUCUCGCUGAUAACACAGUCAUUGAUCCAUUCUCAAAAAGUGCCCCGUUGCAAGAUAAAAGUUCAUCGGCUUCUAUAAAUAACCGUAACAGUCUGGAAAAGUCUGUUUUUCAAGUAACGACGGAAACAAAUAUUUCACAAAAACAUCCGAUCGCUCAUAAUUCUAACACUGACCAUUCAUCCGUUUCGUACGAAGUAAUAAUAAACACAACUAAUUCGCAGUCGACAAAUAAACAAGAUAUUAACAAACAAGAGCAGCAAUUAAAUGAUUUAUCUCACGCGCAUGUUUCAAUCUCGCCAAUCUUGUCGACUUCAUCCCCCGCAAAAGUAUCCGACCGUUCUCUCGACGUUAAAUUAUCGUCCGCCGAAAUAUUCGAUAAUCACGAAACGACACUGCGUCACGAUAAAAGUGAUACAAAGCCGAUCGUCUCAAAAAAUGCGGUGCACGUUUCGGAAAAAGUAGAACAGACAAUUUUGGUCACAUAUCACACUCCCACGAACGACGGUAAAAAUGAAACUACGUUGAAAGAAAACGUGCUCGUUGAGCAAAAUACGACCGAUAAUUUAUCCAUUAUUCAAUCGCGAAUCGAUGAAAGCAUUCUACCACCAUUAACAUCUUCACACCCUACGGAAGUGAAUUUAAAUAAUUCGUCUGAUCGGGGGAAGAAAAUUACAUUUGUCUCGGCAAAAUCUGACAGUUCGAUGAUCGAACGAACAUCGGACAUUCAAUCUUUAAUAAAUCCACGAGAUUCUGCAGAUGGAGAUAAAUUAUUCACCCCAACAAAUAAUCAAGAGAUAACUUCCUCUAAUCAUUUAACGCAAGCAGAUGUAAUAUCACGCUCUAUCGCAAAAAAUGACGAAGUUAAUACUUCUCUUAUAAAAAAUAUCCCGUGUCUCGAAAUAUUAAGUAUCUCGGAUAAAUCCGAAACUCCAAAAGACAUCGAAAUUUCAGAGAAUAACGGUGUAGUAUCUGUUCUCCAAAAUUCAAAAUCUGCCAUUAAUGAAAACGUUGCGAGAAUUAAUGAGCCUUCCGACGAAAAUGUACGCAAUCGAUUCGAAUUAAUAACUAAUAACAUAGCAGAUAAUACGUUUCCGCGUUUACCUGCCGAACAUAUUUCUCCCUUAGAAAUGAAAAAAAACAUUUCGUGUCCUAUCGAUCGUGACGAGGAACUUCAUCUUAGAGGCGAGGUUUCUCAAUCUCACGAUGACAAGAAACAAGACGCACAAACGUCAGAUUCAACGACAAGAAAUAUUUUACAUGCGCUUAAAAAUCUCAAUACAUUCUUCGCGGGGGAGACCGAGGAGAGAAAUAUCGCUUCGGCAGUCUACGAAGACUCUUUCUCGGAUCCUAUUAUAGCGAAUGUCAGCGACGUGACGCCCGGAAUACCUGACACCUUUGAGAUAAAAAUAUCGGAAUCGCCGAUAACAACGGUAAACGAUUGCGCGCCGAUAAAAAAUAUCGCGAAUAUCGUCGAACGCGAGGUGGACCAGUUCGAAAGUGUUGAUACAAUCGACAUAAGAAAUGCGAGAGGUACGAUCAAUUCGUCCGGAAAUAAAUUUUCAAUUGUUACACGUAACGAACCGGUUGAACUGAUAUCGUUAGAAUUACCGAGUAACGAGAUAGAUAAAAAUAUAGAACGAGUAAAUCAACCUUGCAAAAGCCUUGUAAUCGCAAAACCUGUCGUGAAACAUCGAUCGAGAUCGCCCGUGAAAAAAGUCGUUCGAAGAAAAUCUCCGGUUAAGGUAAUAAGAAAAUCGGGUAGUUUAUCGAGAAAAAAUUUAACGCCGAAAAGCACAAGUCCGAAUAAUACGACCGUUACAAAAGCGAAAGUAACUGCUAGCGAGAUCACUAAAAGGUCGAAUCGAUUAGCGCAGUCUAAUGAGUCGCGCAUUAAAGAACCUUUGAAAUCCACGUGUAUCGCGAGUAAAAGUAAAAGUAAAUUCGUUGGGAAAAUAACGGUCAAGACAGUUAAACAAACAUUACAUAAUACUAGCAUGCAAAAAAUUGCAGGGGAUAUCAAAGUAAAUGAUAAUAAAAAAGUUUGUACGUCCGGUGCAGAAAAGAUGUCGAUAGUCAAUAACGCGUCAAUAACCAAUUCCGAGCCGCAAACUAAAUCGUCUAUUGUUAAAAAAUAUAACGGAAAUAAAUCGGAAAAUUCUAAAAAGAGGCUUGAAUAUUCUAAAAAUAAAAAUAUUGAAGAUGUCCAAAAUAAAAACUUGGGUAGCUCAAAAAAUAUAAAAGCAGAGGUUUCUGAAAAUCAAACAGUAAAAAAGAUAAAUCACAAAAUUGAAACCCCGAAUAAUGAUAAAAUUCUAAUAAAAACACUUUCAGCGGAGAAGGAUAAUUUAAAACUUAAAACAUCUUUGCCGUCAAAAAUACCCAUUCUAAAACAACGAAAAAACACGCUGUCGACAAAUACUGUAACAUUAAGCCCCAUUAAAAUAAAUUUUAAUGACAUGUCGUCGAAGAGGCAAUCAACCAAAUUGCCGGUAACGUCGCAAGCAGUUCCGAAAUUAUCUUUAAAAAUUCAGAAAAGAGCCAAUAUGUCGGCUUCACCAACCGUGCAGAAAAUCGAUUCGGAGGAUAAUGACAAACUGGAGAGAAAUCAAAUUAAAUCCAGUAACGCAAGGACGAUUGAAAUUACAGAAAAUGUGAAAGACAAGCAAAUCUUGGAGGAGAAUCAUGCUAGAGAUAGUACCAUGGAAAGUGAAGAAACCGAAGAGAUUCCGAAAGUUAAGUCAAUAGAAUCGGAAUUGGCAUUAAACGAGAAUUCACAAGCGUCGAACUUGACGCAUAACGAUCCGUCCGCGGAUCUUAGCAAACAAUUGGAAGUCGAAAAUGCAAUCGAGGAAAGCUCGGAUGCUUUCAGCUCCGGUCCCGAGUAUUCUGAAGAGGACGAAGGUGCAGAAACAGCGAAGUACAUUUCUGAUCAUAACUCGGAAUACAAUUCCGUCGAGGAGUUUACGGACGCGGAAUUGUUGUUAGAGAAAACGCUAAAUGAGAUAAGGUCUGAGAUAUCGGAAUCCGAAGAAGAGCGCACAGGCGAAUCCGAGGAAUGCGAAGAUGUCACUUAUUCGUACGAGACAGAAUGUUACGAUCAUAAUUCCAUUUCGUCCGAAGGUUCGAUUGACGAACAAGAGAUUAGGUCGAGCGAGCUCGAAGAUACGGUGGAUGAAGAUGUGUACGAAGAACUACUGUCCGAGGGAGAAGAAACAAAUGAGCAAAUCGAAACUUUGAAACAAGUAGAAGUAACCGAUAGAGAGAUCGACGAUAUAACACGUAACGAAAUAACAAAUGACAUUGAAAUUAACAUUUUGAAUGGAACAGAAAGCGAUCCUAAGGUCACGCGGGAAGAUGAAGGAAAAAAUUUUAAAGCAUCAACGGAAGCUGCCACUGAAGUGAAGACCGAAUCAUCUCGAUCGGAAAUAAUUGCGGGGAUCAAUGAAAAGAUACCAGAGGUUUCUCAGAAUAUUAAAGCGAAUUCUAAUAUCGCUGUAAUAGAUUCAGAGAUAGCAUCCUCAACGAGGUUCGGACAAAGUACAAAACCUAAGGAAGAUAUCCGGUCAAAAGUGAACGACUCAAAGAAGAAUGAGGACAAGCUUGAAGAACACGCGAGCGAAAUCGAGAAGAGAGAUCAGUCAACAGUGCAGAACGAUGCGAUAAAAACACUGAGAGUAGCCAUGAGCGUAAAGCGCGCGAAGGUAGGCCGAAGGGCAAGUACGGGGAGUAAAGAGGUCAAAGCCGGGAGAGAUGACACAUUAAAGGGGGUGGAUCGAGCUAGAGCGUCCAAGAAACGAUUUUCCCUCGUAGCCAGUUGCAUCCGUCGGUUCGAGGGCGAAGAGAAUGCCGAAAGGGCGCACGUGGAAAGCAUCGGGCGCAAGAGACGAGGAACCUCUCCCAAAACGGAGCGGGAGAGAAUAGCACGUCGUCUCUUGGCGGAAGGUCGGGCCGCGAAUUAUGAUGAGGCUGAGAUCGCCGCUAGUUUGCUGGCCCUCAAGUUCGGGGACGCCGAAGCACUGCAAGCCGCGAAAGAAUGUUCCAGCGUGGAAUCGGCGUUGGCCUUUUUGCAGCAGGAGUGCGAACUGUGCACCGGUCGUUUUGCAAUGAGUCAAAUGGUGUCCAUGCUGAAGUGUGUACAUCGUUGCUGCAAUGAAUGCGCAAAGAAUUAUUUUACCAUUCAGAUCAGCGACAGGAACAUCACGGAUGCCGUUUGUCCGUUUUGCAAAGAGCCUAAUCUCAAGGAUGCGAGCGAGGACGAAAUUCUCGAGUAUUUUAGUAAUUUGGACAUCCAACUGAAGACUCUGCUGGAUCCGCCGAUUCACGAACUUUUCCAAAGGAAGCUCAGAGACCGAACUUUGAUGCAGGAUCCGAAUUUUAAGUGGUGCAUUCAGUGUUCAAGCGGAUUUUACGCCGAUCCUCACCACAAGCGUUUAAUCUGUCCCGAUUGUCGAUCGGUCACCUGUGCCUUUUGUCGAAGACCGUGGGAAAAACAGCACGAAGGGAUCUCAUGCGAGAAAUUUGCCGCUUGGAAGGACGAAAAUGAUCCCGACAAUCAAGCCGCAGGUUUGGCUAAACAUCUGGCUGACAACGGCAUCGAUUGUCCUAAGUGCAAGUUCCGUUAUUCUCUGUCUCGAGGAGGUUGCAUGCAUUUCACGUGCAGCCAGUGUAAAUAUGAGUUUUGCUGCGGUUGCGGCAAGGCUUUCAUGAUGGGGGCGAAAUGCACGGUCAGCCCUUAUUGCGCCAAACUGGGCCUACACGCCCAUCAUCCGCGCAAUUGUCUCUUCUAUCUUCGUGACAAGGAGCCGGCGCAGCUGCAACAGUUACUCAGGGAAAACGGCGUUGAUUACGACACCGAAGAUCCGGUCGGGGAACGCAAGUGCAAAGUGCAAUUGCAGAAAGAAACGCCGACCGGGGUCGUGGACGCUGUGUGCAAUUCCGACGUCGUUGAAGGCCACGCUGGUCUGUGCAGGCAGCACUACAUUGAGUACUUGGCGGGCCUGGUGCUCAAGGGCAGGCUGGAUCCCGUGGCGAUCUUUGACUUGAACGACGCCAAGCAAGAGUUGCGCCGACGGGGAAAAGUUCCCCCUGCGAAGGACCAGGAAAUGUCCGAGCGGGAUUACCUCGAGGCUUGCAUUCAGGUCGUAAAGAAGGAGAUUCCACUGGAGUGACUGCGGAGGAGAAUCUCGGAAAAAAAAAUGGAUACGCAUGUAUCUGAAGCUAUAAGUGACGGAGCGUAUAUUGUAUAGUACAUUCAUUUUAUCUGCAUAGACCAUAAGCCUGCAAAGUGAAAAUAAUGUAGGACCACAAAACGAAAGUACUACGAGUAUCAUUUUGUCGUAACCGAGACAAAACCAGAAACUUAACUUUUUGACGUGGCGCAGUGCGAUCAAUGUUAAUUUAAUAUUGUAUUCGUAUUUAUAAUCAUUCGUAAAAAUUUGACGGGGAAAAAUAGUGUUCAUUUCUACUUUAUAUUUAUUAACAAUCCGCAAUUAAACGUUUCUUUAUGAAUGACUCGAGUAUAGUUAUCAAUGAGAGUUAAUAUAAUUAAUGUUUGAAAAUAUGUAUUUAAUGUUUGCUUUAUAUGACUGUUUUCCAAAAAAUAGACAAUUUAAUUAAAAAA
Messenger RNA from Pogonomyrmex barbatus (red harvester ant), 11681 nucleotides. It is a transcript of the gene LUBEL, whose product is annotated as Linear Ubiquitin E3 ligase. Gene Ontology annotation, cellular component: LUBAC complex. The record is from RefSeq and is a predicted model, not a curated record. Gene Ontology annotation, molecular function: K63-linked polyubiquitin modification-dependent protein binding; linear polyubiquitin binding; K48-linked polyubiquitin modification-dependent protein binding. NCBI's taxonomy places the organism in Eukaryota, Metazoa, Arthropoda, Insecta, Hymenoptera, Formicidae. Gene Ontology annotation, biological process: protein linear polyubiquitination.